This is a messenger RNA of Candida dubliniensis CD36, 1410 nucleotides long. It is a transcript of the gene LIP3, whose product is annotated as Lip3p. Gene Ontology annotation, molecular function: triacylglycerol lipase activity. Bases 1 to 1410 code for a protein of 469 amino acids. The record is from RefSeq and is a predicted model, not a curated record. Lineage: Eukaryota; Fungi; Ascomycota; Pichiomycetes; Serinales; Debaryomycetaceae. Gene Ontology annotation, biological process: lipid catabolic process. The transcript has a single exon.
AUGAAAUCCCUAGUUGUUUUAUUUACUUUAUUGUCAAUAGUACUUGCUUCCAUAUUAGAUUUAAAAUCACCUCUUGUGGAUGAUUUUUACAAAGCUCCUGACGGUUAUGAGUCGGCCAAAUUAGGAGAAAUCUUAAAGCUGAGAAAAACACCAAGCCAAAUAAGCAGUUUGUUUAUUCCCGUUGAAGUCAAAAACUCCUGGCAACUUUUGGUUAGAUCUGAAGACUCAUUUGGGAAUGCAACAGCAAUUGUUACCACUGUUAUUGAGCCUUUCAAUGCCAACCCUUCCAAAGUUGUAUCCUAUCAAAGUUGGGAAGAUGCUGCUAAUAUUAAAUGUUCACCUUCUUACGGUAUGCAAUUCGGUGCUCCAUUGUCAUCAGCACAAACCCAAGUAGAUAUGAUUUUCAUGGUUCCAUUGUUGAAUAAAGGUUAUUUUAUUGUCAGUCCUGAUUAUGAGGGGCCAAAAUCUUCGUUUACAGCGGGCACUCAAUCUGGAAAGGCCACUUUAGAUUCCAUUAAAGCGAUUUUACAGUCGAAACAACUUACCGGGAUUGAGAAUGAUGCCCAAGUUGCCAUGUGGGGGUAUUCUGGAGGUACAAUAGCAUCUGGUUGGGCUGCUGCAUUACAACCUAAAUAUGCACCAGAAUUAAAGAAAAAUUUGAUUGGUACAGCUCUUGGUGGGUUUGUCACCAAUAUUACUGCUACUGCUGUAGCAACUGAUGGCGGGCCAUUUGCUGGAUUAAUUCCCAACGCAUUAAUGGGAUUGGCCAAUGAAUUCCCCGACUUCAAGAAGAGAAUAUAUGAAGUUGUAGAGAAAAAAUAUGAAGGCGUUUUAAACCAGGGUGCUCAACAUUGUUUAGUAGGAGCUACCCUAUAUUUUGCAUUUGAUCAAGUUUUCACUGGUGACAAUAGAUACGUCGAACAAGGUUAUGGGGUGCUUAAAGACAAAAUAUUCAACCAAACUAUUGUGGAAAACAGUUUGCUAUACUUGGAUCAAGAGUAUGUACCAGACAUUCCAAUAUUUGUGUAUCACGGUUCGUUGGAUGGCAUUGUUCCAAUCGCUGGCGCGCAUGGAGUUUACAAAAAUUGGUGUGACUGGGGAAUCAACUCAUUUGAGUUUGCUGAAGAUUCAUUAAAUGGUCAUCUUACAGAGAUGAUUGUCGGAGCUCCAGCAGCUCUAACAUGGUUAGAUGCCAGGUUUGACGGUAAGCCAGUUGUAAAGGGUUGUAAGAAAACUUCCAGAAUUACCAAUUUUUCUUAUCCAAACAUUGCUGAUUCAACUAAAGAGUUCUUUUCAGGUAUUCUUGAUUCACUUACUGCUUCACCAUUGGGUCCUGGCAUAACAUCUGAUGACAUAACAUUGGAUGGAUUAACCAAAUUUUUGGGUAGCUUUCUGGGCUCAAAGAAUUAA